Molecule: messenger RNA, 605 nt
Organism: Drosophila mojavensis
Lineage: Eukaryota; Metazoa; Arthropoda; Insecta; Diptera; Drosophilidae
Gene: MED9
Product: mediator of RNA polymerase II transcription subunit 9
Exons: 3
Coding region: 78-605 (175 amino acids)
Biological process (GO): regulation of transcription by RNA polymerase II
Cellular component (GO): mediator complex
Molecular function (GO): transcription coregulator activity
Source: RefSeq, a predicted model, not a curated record
AAGAGUGUAAGCAACUAUCGUACACCUGAAGCAAAACAACGCGUUUGCAAAAGAAGGCAAACAUCGCAAAUAAAAUAAUGGAACUCUCGCCCAUUAAUCAAAUUGAGGACAGGAAACCAUUAAUUGCCGACGGCUUGGUGCAAACAUCAAAUUCACCAUUUGAGCAACAGACAUCAGCAACUACAACAACAACGACAGCAGCGUCAACGGCGGCGGCGGCGACAGCAGCAGCAACAACAGCAACCACAACAGCGACGACGACCAUCUCACAGGAGACGCAAACAUCGAACGGCAUCGGAAUCGGCAUCGGCGGACCGCUGACAGUUGAUCAGCUGGAUAUCGAAAUAUUGCCAAUCAUUUACGAUAUUGUGCGCUGCGUGGAAAAGGAUCCCUUGGAGAACGCUGCCAAGCUGCGUGAAUCGCAGGACUGCAAUCAUAAGAUCUUUGAGCUGCAAAAGCGCUUCGAAUCAGCGCGUGAGCAAAUCAAGCAGCUGCCGGGCAUCGACUACAACAAGGAGGAGCAACUGCAGCGCCUGGAACUGUUGCGCAGUCAGCUGAGGCUCAAACAGCAGCUCAUACGCAAAUACAAGGAUACCGAAUUUUAG